AACUGCAGCCCGUGAGACUGGAGAGACCCAGAGGGCUGAGAUCAGACAUAAUGAAGUUCCAGUUUUCUGUGUGGUCUAGGGUGGGUUGUAAGCUUCAGAUUUUUCACCCAUAAAUUGGGCAAAAUGGCAUCUUCUUUAGAUUUGCUGGGGGAGGGGGCAGUAGUGCCCUGGGGGCUGGGGUGGGGUUUUGUGUGAGAACUAGGCCAGUGACCCCAGCUGAGGUGACAGGCAGGACACUGGGUGAAGGAAAGGAGCUGAGGAGCUAGGCCUGGGCUUACCACACACUGCCCCCACCCCCGGAACUGGUGAGAAAAGAGGAAGUGGGUGGGGUGGGUGUGGACAGAGAUAUUCCAGGGUCUGUAGUAAAAACUACCAAAUUCAAGGAGGUCUGCUGGACAGUUGCUCAAGGACUUUCUCUUCUGGCCUGGGGGAACCUUACCCCAACCCUGGGGAAGACAGGAUUGUUUUUCAGAGUAGAAAGUUAGAGCCCCUGGAGGGGAAGUAAUUUGCCAAAGGCCAGAGGCAGGUGGAGCUGGGUUUAUUUCAUCACUCUUUGGGGCAAAGACUUGCUGUGGGGCAAGAUUGAAUCAAUUUCUGGCCCCUUCCUUCCCUCAGGAUCCACAGGGGUCGGUGAGGCCAGCCAUCUCCUUCCCCUGCAGUGGUUGUCUUUCUCUAUCUUCCCCUGGGAGGACCUGUGGGCAGGUACUGGGAGGAGGCUGUGCCAGGGCUGCAGGUCUUGGGAGAGCCUACAAACACCUUUAGGCAGAGGCCAGAGUCCAGCCUGCCAGCAGCCAUGCCAUUCUGCAUCCCUGGGCUCUUCCUACAGCCCUCCCAGCCAGAGAGGUAGGCCUGGAGUCUGCUGGAAAUUGUUUUUCUCUGCCCCAGGCUUACCCUCUUGUACCCCUAGAUAACCGUCUCCUAGAGAAGGCUGAGUUGCUGACCUGGAUCUCAGAGAAGCUGCAGCCAGAGCCAAAUGAUGUCACUCCCACUGCCCUGCAGGGCCCCUGAUGGCCUACCAGGUGGUGGAGAAGAGCGCUGCCCUGGGCGCCCUGGAGUCGACCCUGGAGGAGCGGCAAAGCAGGCUGGCGGCUCUGGAGGCGCACGUGGUGGAGCUGCAGGAGGCGCGGUCGCGGCACGCGCGGCAAGUGGACGCACAGCGGGAACUGAACGCAGCGCAGCGGGCAGCUUACGAGGCGCUGUGCGCGCACGCCAGGCUCCAGGAGGCGGCCCUGCGCAGGCUGGAGGAGGAGGCGCGGGACCUGCUCGAGCGGCUCGUGCAGCGCAAGGCGCGCGCCGCCGCGGAGCGCAACCUGCGCCUGGAGCGCCACGAGAAGGCCAAGCAGGCGCGCGUGUCCUUGGAGCUGAAAAAGGCUGCCAAGCGGACAGUCAGCAUCAGCGAGAGCCCAAACACUGUAAGCCAGGGGAUGAGAGAGGAGGCUGAGUCUCUGGCCCCGACUGCUGAGCCCCUAUCCCUGAAGAGUGAGGCUGGUGACAAGUGGAAGAGACCCUUCAGAUCUGCCUCUGCCACCUCCCUGACACUCUCCCGCUGUGUGGAUGUGGUGAAGGAGCUUCUGGAUUUCAAGAAGAGGAGAGGCCACUCGGUUGGGGGAGCUCCUGAGCAGCGAUACCAGAGCAUCCCUGUGUGUGUGGCUGCCCGGCCUCCUACCCAAGUGCAGGAUGUGCUGGAUGCCCACCUCUCCGAGGUCAAUGCUGUUUGUUUUGGUCCCAGCAGCAGCCUCCUGGCCACCGGAGGGGCUGACCGCCUCAUCCAGCUCUGGAAUGUUGUGGGAGGUCGUCUGGAGGCCGACCAAACCCUUGAAGGAGCUGGUGGCAGCAUCACCAGUGUGGACUUCGACCCUUCGGUGAGGGGACUUAGCCUCAAUGACAUGGGAUGCCUGUUGUGUGGGCUCCCCAAUCCGCUCUCCAUGAUCUGGGAAGCUCUAAGGCAGCCCCUGCCCCAGCUCUCUGGCCUGAGGGAUGUUGCUUCUGUCCAGGUCCAGGUUAAGGGCCUUCGCCUUCCCCUUCCAUCUUUCCAGGGCUCACAGGUAUUAGCAGCUACUUACAAUCAGGCCGCCCAGCUCUGGAAGGUGGGGGAGGUACAGUCCAAGGAGACACUGUCUGGACACACAGACAAGGUGACGGCUGCUAAAUUCAAGCUAACGAGGCACCAGGCGGUGACUGGGAGCCGAGACCGGACGGUGAAGGAGUGGGACCUCGGCCGUGCCUACUGCUCCAGGACCAUCAAUGUCCUUUCCUACUGUAAUGAUGUGGUGUGUGGGGACCAUGUCAUCAUUAGUGGCCACUAUGACCAGAAGAUCCGGUUUUGGGACAGCAGGGUCCCCUGCUGCACCCAGGUCAUCCCUGUGCAGGGCCGGGUCACCUCCCUGAACCUCAGCUAUGACCAGCUGCAUCUGCUCAGCUGUUCCCGAGAUGACACACUCAAGGUCAUUGACCUUCGUGUCAGCAAUAUCCGCCAGGUGUUCAGGGCUGAUGGCUUCAGGUGCGGUUCUGACUGGACUAAAGCUGUGUUCAGCCCGGACAGAAGCUAUGCGCUGGCAGGUUCCUGGGAUGGAGCCCUUUACAUCUGGGAUGUAGACACCGGCAAGCUGGAGGGUAGUCUGCGGGGACCCCACUGCACUGCUAUCAACGCUGUGGCCUGGUGUGCCUCGGGGAGCCAUGUGGUGAGCGUGGACCAGGCCAGGAAGGUCGUGCUCUGGCGCUAGUGUCAUGACUCCUCCUGCCAGGGCUGGAGCUCGAGUCUGAAGCCCAAAGCCAGAGGACAGCUUCCCACUGCUCACAGGGCUCCAGAGCAAGUGGGGCUGGGGGUUGGGGGGUGGUGACCUUGGGGCAUUUAUGGGGAAUAAGGCCUGGCAGGACCUGGCCUGUUUUUAAAAAAAAGUUUGUG
Molecule: messenger RNA, 2905 nt
Organism: Lontra canadensis (Northern American river otter)
Lineage: Eukaryota; Metazoa; Chordata; Mammalia; Carnivora; Mustelidae
Gene: ATG16L2
Product: autophagy related 16 like 2
Exons: 16
Coding region: 1008-2723 (571 amino acids)
Biological process (GO): autophagosome assembly; negative stranded viral RNA replication
Cellular component (GO): autophagosome membrane
Molecular function (GO): protein binding
Source: RefSeq, a predicted model, not a curated record